GGCUCAAGCCAGCGGCGUUUUUCUGCGAGCUGCUCGUGUGGGCGUUCGCCCGCCGCUGUAUUUUUUAAGGCGACUUAGCCAUGUGCUUGAAGUGGCUGCUUUUGCUGGCCGAGGCCUGGGCCCAGCUGCCGCCCUCCGACCUGCCGAUGCCCCCGAUGCCGUCGGAGGCGAUCAUCGGGCCCACGCUGAAGGACUCCAAGAACAGCUGGCCCCAGAAGCGCCAGGUCUUACCCAAAGGCGCGCCCAACAUCGUUCUGAUCAUGAACGACGACGUCGGCUUCGGCGCCCCGGACACCUUCGGGGGCCCCGUCCACACGCCCUCCAUGUCCCGGGUGGCCGCGAAAGGGGUGACCUACAACCGCUUCCACACCACGGCCAUUUGCUCCCCCACCCGCGCCAGCCUCAUGACAGGGAGGAAUUCUCAUUCCGUGGGCGCCGGGCAAAUCACCGAGGCGGCCAGCGGCUUUCCUGGAUACACGGGCAUCAUCCCCAAGAGCGCCGCCACCGUGGCCAAGGUGCUGGCGGGCUACGGGUACGACACCGCAGCUUUUGGGAAGUGGCACAACACGCCGGUGGACAACCUCUUCAAGACCGGGCCCUUUGACCAAUACCCCACGGGCCUGGGCUUCAGCUACUUCUAUGGGUUCCUGGCGGGGGAGACCUCCCAGUACGAGCCGCGGCUCUUCGAGAACACCAAUCCCAUCGAGCCCCCAAAGUGGAAGGACAGGCCCUACCACCUCACGGAGGACAUGGCGGACCGCGCAGUGAAGUUCAUCAAAGACAACCGCGCCCUGACCCCGGACCGGCCCUUCUUCAUCUACUUCGCGCCCGGGGGCACCCACGGGCCUCACCACGUCUUCAAGGAGUGGGCGGACAAGUACCAGGGCAAGUUCGACAUGGGCUGGGAGAAGCUGCGAAACGUAACCUUCCAGCGCCAGAAGGCUAUGGGCUGGAUCCCGCAGAGCGCACAGCUCACGAACAUGGAUCCCACCAUGGAGAAGUGGGAGGACAUCCCGGAGCGGCACCGCGCCUUCCAGCUGCGCCUCGUGGAGGUGUACGCGGGGUACCUGGAACACACGGACACCCAGCAUGGGAAGAUCUUGGACGAGUUGGAGCGGCAGGGCCUCUUCAACAACACCUUGAUCAUCUACAUCCUGGGGGACAACGGUGCCAGCGCGGAGGGCAUGCACGGCACCAUCGACGAGCUCUUGGCAGAGAACAUGCUGCCCAGCACGGCAGACAUGCAGAUCGAGGUGCUCGAGAAGCAGUUCGGCGGUCUCUCUGCCCUGGGAGGCCCGCAGGUGGACAACAUGUACCACGCCUCGUGGGCCUGGGCCAUGGACACGCCCUUCAAGAGCACCAAGCUGGUGGCGGCCCACUUCGGCGGCACGCGGACGCCCAUGGCCAUUUGCUGGCCCAAGGUCAUCAAGCCGGACCCCACGCCUCGCAGCCAGUUUCACCAUGUCGCGGACAUCGCCCCCACCAUUUAUGAGGCCAUCGGCGUCAAGGCGCCUGGGCACAUGGAUGGGGUGGCGCAACAGAAGCUGGACGGGGUGUCCAUGGUGUACACCUUCAACAACGCCACGGCGGAGGACAAGAAGUCGGCCCAGUACUUCGAGGUCAUGGGAAGUCGAGGUAUCUACAAGGAUGGCUGGUUCGCCUCUGUCUUUGGGCCUCGCAUCCCCUGGACGGACCCCAAUGAGACCCGGAUGGCCCAGUGGGACCCAGACACAGAUGUGUGGGAGCUCUAUGAUCUCACCAAGGACUACAGCCAGGCGCACGACCUGUCCAAAGAAAUGCCGGAGAAGAUGGAGAAGAUGAAGCAGAUCUUCCUUCUGGAGGCAUCCGAGAACAAGGUGCUGCCAGUGGGGGCGGGGCUCUACACGGUCUAUUACCACCCGGAGGAAGCGCCCAAGUCCCCUUUGACACACUUCGAGCUGUAUCAGGGCAUGACCAGGAUCGCAGAGGCCAACGCGCCCUCCUUCCACAGCGGCGUCUCCUCUCUGAGCACUGUGGACCUUGAGGUGCCGGACAGCGAGGCCUCGGGGGUUUUGUUCUGCGUGGGCGGCACGGGCGGAGGCUUCUCCGUGUACCUCGAUGGAGGCUAUCUCUACGCGGAGUACAUGUCCACCUUGCUGUUCCGCUACAUCGCCCGCUCCGAGUCGCCUUUGGCCCCAGGGCGUCGCAAGAUCGAGGUGGACCUGUCCUAUGACAUGUCCAAGCCCGGCCUGGCCCCACCCGCGGAUCUGCGGCUGCUGGUGGACUCCAAGGAGGUGGGGUCCGUGCGCGUGGAGAAGUCCAUCCGCUUCUCCUUUGACCUGGCGGAGACCUUCGACGUGGGCACGGACCUGGGCUCUCCGGUCUCCCUGAACUACGCGAAGCGGGCGCCCUUCAGCUACCCCGCAGCCAUCCACGCAGUGAACGUCAAGUACACAAAUUACAGUCGCGCAAAGACCGUCGUGAUUUGAUUCGGCGAAUUCGAUGAUUUAAAGCGCGGCCACAAGGGCAACGCGACAAUUAUGUUUUCUUGUUUCGCGUGAGCAGCGCCCAAACCGAUUCUCAUUGGCCAC
Molecule: messenger RNA, 2570 nt
Organism: Effrenium voratum
Lineage: Eukaryota; Dinophyceae; Suessiales; Symbiodiniaceae
Source: the annotation of a GenBank genome assembly